Molecule: messenger RNA, 534 nt
Organism: Cryptococcus wingfieldii CBS 7118
Lineage: Eukaryota; Fungi; Basidiomycota; Tremellomycetes; Tremellales; Cryptococcaceae
Exons: 3
Coding region: 1-534 (177 amino acids)
Source: RefSeq, a predicted model, not a curated record
AUGUCCCCUCAGAUUUACCAAGGGGGCCCACCGCGCCUCCUCCCCCGCCCCCGUACACCCCCCCGAGAAGGUCUUCCACCCGUCAUACCAACCCACCCAAACUCCCUCGUCCGCCUCCCCACACUCACCCACCUCUCCCAAACCCACCACGACGCCUACCCCCCCAAACCCCCCGCACCACCGCCCGACCCAUCCUCCCGCCACCUCUACCCCCAACCCUUUCCUGACCCUGCGCCGUUCACCACGAAAGAGGUUGUGAUCAACCCGCCGGCGAAGGAGGAUAAACAGGUGAGAGCGUUUUGGAACGGGAUGAGGGAGAGGGGGUAUGGGGUCGGGGUUGGGGUGGGGGGGAUGUAUGCUGGGAGGUGGCAUCCUUGUAUUGGGGUGGUUGGUCCGGGAGGGGUUGGGGCGGUUGGGUAUGGGCAAGUUUACUCGUACCAACCUCCUAUGAUGUACGGCGGCUAUUACGGCGGAGGUGGAGGAGGGUACGGACGACCUGGGCCGGGGUUUGACGGUGGAUUCGGAUUCGGGUAA